AUGCGAACAGUUCGUGCAGGUGCAUUUCACGUAUUUGUUAGCUCUCCCUUCAAAGGCAGGAAACAUCGAAAGAAGAGAAGCAAACCGGCACCUGACAGAGAGAUUGCAGUGCUCAUUACUGCUGUGGACGGUGAACCUGCGCGAUUCCAUAAGCGUUUGAAGUCCGUUUUGUUGAAUCUUCUACGACUAAGUUCGAGAUUGGAUGUUAGAUUUCAUCGAUAUAACGGUAUCGAUAUAACGGCUGGAGCAAGCCUUUGGCCCAUAGCAGGUCCUCUUAUCCGAAAUAUGGUCAAGACAGCAACAGCAAUGUGCACAGAGGAUAGAGAACGGGAGGAAUCACUAAAACUAGCCACAAGCAUAGCUGAUGGAAAUCCUGUCAAGUGCGAGUCGUCAACAGUAGAAAACUCAGAUCAGGUACCAUUUAUAAAGAAGGAGAAUGAAGAACCUACUGUUUUCCCAUCCUAUCCAGCAGCAGAGCAGUCGACAGUAGUUGCGCAAGAAUGUCCUUGCGUUACUUCUGGAACAGCUCCAUUGCCGACAACUGUUCCCUCACAGGAUAACUGGACGGAUAUUUUGGACUCUGCUUUGUCAGAUCCCUCUCUUCCAACAAAAAUGUUUCACUGCCUGACCAUCGGAAUUAAAGGUUUGGUACAAGAAUUGGGAUUGGCAGAAUGCUAUCGAUUUAAAUAUGUCCAUGAAGGCAACUUGGAAGAAGUGAAAGAAACGGUAGUAUGCGAGCUAUCAAAAGUAAUCCUGGAAACUGAAGCGGAUCGUGUUCUGACGGCUGCUAUAACUUCUUGCAAGGGAAGUAUUGCUGAAGACGGAUUCCAUCAGAGGAUUAGAAGUGUAUUUCCACAACGUCUGAGCAGCGCACGGGAGUUUUUGCGAAAUGGAGCAGCUAGCGAGGAGCAUCUAUAUCGCUUUAUAGAAGAGACGGCAAAUGUUUUUCCGAGAGGUUUUCUUGGAAGAAGGAACACUGAGAAACUUCUGAAAGUGAUUUCCCACACUCUUUGUUUGUGGAAACCCAAGCAGGCGUUGUCUAUUCCUAUGCUUUCUCUAAAUAUUUUGGAAUGUGAUGUUUGUCGAGCACUCAGGAGUCGGAAGGCAGCUGUUGCGGUGCCAGUCUCAAAUCUGCAGCGACAGCUGAUACUUAGGAUAGCAAGAUUUUUAACAAAAUUUAUACUAGCCAAUUUGAUAGACUUCGCGUUCUUCUUCUCCGCAACCAAAAACUCUGAGUAUCUGAUUUUCGACAAGAAGGGGUUCAAAUUCUGGAAGUCAGUCGAGAAGAGGAAAUUCUUGCGGGAUUAUCAUGUGAAGACUGCUCCGACAUGUGGUUACACGUCUUCUCGUUUCAUUGUUAACUCUACUCCUUGCAGAACAACUGUCAAAAACAUCUCUCAAGACGGUUACUUCCGUAGGAAUCAACUAAGAGUGCUGGCUACUUGCUUAGAUGGUUACAUAAAAGCAGCUAAAUUGAAACCAGCCGGUGGGCUUUCAUAUGAAAUCAAAAGGUUGAAGCGAUUUUUAAAAGGACAUGAUUUGCGGCACCGUCUUGUCGGAAAGUCAAAACUGAAGGUUCAAUAUCAAAGGUUGUAUUUUGCGAAGGCGGAUAUUAGCAACUGUUUUGCCAAUAUCGAUCGAAAAAUUCUAGAGAAAGCACUAAAAGAUCUCUUAGGUGAUCGGAGUAUGACUUUUGUAUACGGAUAUGGUAAGGUUAAUAAGUCUACAAGCGUUCGUGUUGAUGCAGCUGCGGCUACCUAUGAGGAGGCUGUCAAGUCCAUGAUACUAGCAAUGAAAAAGAAACGCUUACGGGAUAGCACACGAAUCCCAGUGAAUGCUCAGGAAAUAGGAGCUAGCCAGAUCAUUACUACUAUAAUGAACCUCCUGAAUAGCAUUACGUUUUCCUUGGACAACAGUGACACGGUAUACAAAAUGGGUAAAGGAGUACCACAAGGAUUUCAACUCUCUUGUCGCCUUGCUCAUAUAUAUCUUCUUUACUUUGAGCAGAUGUCAUGGAAGCAUUUGUCUUGGCAUACAUGCCUAUUGCGUUAUGUUGACGAUUACUUAGUUUGUUCAUAUAACCGUUCUGAAGUGCAGCAGUCAAUUAUUUUUAAAGGGAAGCCUAGAGCUGAAUGCACGCUAAUUUAUAUUUCUGCUUUGUUCGUUAUCCAUAUUAAUCUUGUCUAA
Molecule: messenger RNA, 2187 nt
Organism: Necator americanus (New World hookworm)
Lineage: Eukaryota; Metazoa; Nematoda; Chromadorea; Rhabditida; Ancylostomatidae
Exons: 18
Coding region: 1-2187 (728 amino acids)
Biological process (GO): telomere maintenance via telomerase
Cellular component (GO): telomerase catalytic core complex
Molecular function (GO): telomerase RNA binding; telomeric repeat DNA binding
Source: RefSeq, a predicted model, not a curated record